AAUAUUAUAUACUCCAUCCAGACCAAGGAAACCAAAAACCAAAGAAGCUGCCUAUAGUUUAUUGUCUUCUACAAUCAACAACUACACAGAAGAAGAAACCAAAGAAGAAGACCAAAGCAAGAAGAAGAAGAAGCUAUGAGCUGCUGUUGCGGAGAUGAUUGCGAAUGCAGGCCUUUGGGGUUUUUAAUUGGCCUGCCCUUUGCCUUCAUCUCUCUUCUCCUCUCCGUUGUGGGUGUGUUCAUCUGGAUUGUCGGGUUGGCGUUGACGUGCAUAUGUCCAUGCUGCUUGUGCGUGACGAUCGUAGUUGAGCUUGCACUGGGGUUGAUCAAGGCUCCCUUUUCGGUCAUGAAGUGGUUCACAUCUAAGAUUCCUUGUUAGAUUUCACUAUUUGAUAGUAUUUUUUGUUCAUUGGUUGUUGACCUUCAAAAGGCAUGGGGUCCUUUUGUUCCCCAGCCCAUCCUUGUUCAUUCAUAGUUUCUUUCGAUCUUUCCUCUUUCUAUUCAUUUUUGUUGAAUAUUUAUUCAAUGAAUUUAUGGGGUAAUAUAUCAAAAUUUGUGUUCCAGUUAGAA
This is a messenger RNA of Prunus dulcis (almond), 569 nucleotides long. Its product is annotated as signaling peptide TAXIMIN 1-like. The transcript is spliced from 2 exons. NCBI's taxonomy places the organism in Eukaryota, Viridiplantae, Streptophyta, Magnoliopsida, Rosales, Rosaceae. The coding region runs from base 136 to 378 and encodes 80 amino acids. The record is from RefSeq and is a predicted model, not a curated record.